Molecule: messenger RNA, 705 nt
Organism: Aspergillus puulaauensis
Lineage: Eukaryota; Fungi; Ascomycota; Eurotiomycetes; Eurotiales; Aspergillaceae
Exons: 4
Coding region: 1-705 (234 amino acids)
Source: RefSeq, a predicted model, not a curated record
AUGAAAACGAAGAAGAAUCAGAUUGGGCCAGCGACGUUUCAGACGAAAGCGCAGCGCCAUACCCCUCUUCCGAUCAAUGCUUUAACUGCGGAGGGGAUGGACAUUGGCAGGACGAUUGCCCAGAGAGGCGCGCAUGCGAGAAUUGUGGCUACCUGGGUCAUGAUAAGGAAGACUGUACCAGGAGAGACGGCUACUGCUACAGGUGUGGAAUAUGGGGCCAUCACGCAACGACCUGCAUGGUACCGCGGCACAAGUGGCGAAGAUGAUGGCAAGUCUUUUUCCUUUUCAGGGCUAUGCGGCCAGAGAGGUUGCCAGGGGUACGCUAACACCAUCAUCCUAGUCCUCAGCCUGUAUCAUCAAUCCGAGCAUUUCAAUGUGCAGCAGCCGUUUGAGACUACAACGCAGUGUUGUCUAUUAGAGUAUCUGCAUACGCACCGCAACAUGCUCCGUAGUCCGUCGUCUACUGGACUUGAGGAGAACAACCCGGGGCCCCAACCGAGUGGAUCAGACUCACGCACAGACAUCCUCCACGCCCACCCAGCGGAGUUUCAGCGGGGUUCAGUGCCGUGGCGAUAUAUCGGAGGGCCCCCGACUCUCCCCCGCAGACCAGACAGACCAGACCGGGAGUCCUCCCGUCGAGGACAGCAGCAGGGAUCCACUUACCUGAAUGGGAUGUCGGACUGGGGGUCCGAGUUGGAGACUUAG